Molecule: messenger RNA, 1249 nt
Organism: Dendroctonus ponderosae (mountain pine beetle)
Lineage: Eukaryota; Metazoa; Arthropoda; Insecta; Coleoptera; Curculionidae
Product: farnesol dehydrogenase-like
Exons: 1
Coding region: 393-1157 (254 amino acids)
Molecular function (GO): oxidoreductase activity
Source: RefSeq, a predicted model, not a curated record
GAACCAGUAGAUAAACAUGUUUUCCGGACAACACAUAAGAACCGAUAUAGCAGAUUUCUCCUUGCAGAAAUGGCCAAACACUUAAACAAUGCUUUAACCUGGGAUUUAUUUUGCAAGAAAUGUCCCCAAAUGAGAGCCUCGAAAACCACAUCAAUUAAGUAAGUCAAUUUUAAUGCAGCAUAUUAAAUAAUUUUCGAGAAUCAGCCAACAUUUACCGAGAAUAGAAUCUGUUACUUAUUUUUAAAUGGCAUUGAAGCUUUUUAAUAAAUUAUCAUGAUUAGAAAAAAAUGAUGUCAUUGGAUGUGCGUAUAAAUGCAAGUAUUUGCUCACCUUCACCGCAUAAUAUUGCAUUAAAUUCUGUUUAAUAUAACUGUUGAUUGUGUGUACGAAAAAUGUCUUCGACAACACUUGUGGGUAAAAUUGCAAUUGUGACUGGCGCGUCUGCAGGAAUUGGCAAAGCCAUAGCAGAGCUUUUAGUGAAAAAUGGUGCUAUCGUUGCAGGAAUUGCAAGAAGAGUUGAACACGUUUGUCAACAUGCGCAAGAACUGGCUGGUGAGAAAGGAAGUCUUCAUGGAUAUCAAUGUGAUCUGACUAAAAAAGAUGAUAUAUUGGCAGCAUUCAAGAAAAUUAAUACAGAGCUUGGUCCAAUUAGUAUUUUGAUCAACAAUGCUGGAGCUCUCAAAAUGUCUGGUAUUAUCGAGGGCGACAUCGAAAAAUGGCAGGCUGUGGUGGACACCAAUUUAAUGGCUGCAGCAAUUUGCAUAAGGGAAGCUGUUGCAAGCAUGAAAGCAAAUAGCAUCAAAGGACACCUUAUCAACAUUAAUAGUAUGGCUGGUCACAUCGUUCCCGACUAUCCAAAGUUUGGCUUCUAUCCUUCAACCAAAUUUGGCCUUAGAGCGUUAACUGAAACCGUUCGAUUAGAAAUUAACCGAGAAAAGUUGCCGAUUAAAAUAACCAAUGUUAGUCCAGGCUAUGUGGAAACAGACAUUGUUGCAUUAGCAUACGGUGAAUUUGCUAAAGAUGAAACGUGGAGCGCCAUUACAGCGAAGGGUUUGGAUGUUAUCGAUAUCGCUAAUGCAGUUUUAUAUGUCGUAAAUACUCCUGAACGUGUAAAUGUUACACAACUCACUGUGGUGAGGCAAGGAAACUUUUUGUAGGAUUGUAAGAAAUCAAGUUUAUAUAAAGCAUUUAUGAAUAUCCUACCAAGUACUGCAGGUAUUUUUUCAAUAAAAUUAAUAAGCGAUAAAAA